Messenger RNA from Balaenoptera acutorostrata (minke whale), 766 nucleotides. Its product is annotated as small integral membrane protein 30-like. NCBI's taxonomy places the organism in Eukaryota, Metazoa, Chordata, Mammalia, Artiodactyla, Balaenopteridae. The record is from RefSeq and is a predicted model, not a curated record. The coding region runs from base 99 to 278 and encodes 59 amino acids. The transcript has a single exon.
UCUUAGCCUCGGCAUCCUGAACUGAUAGAAUUAAAUAAAAACCGCUUUCUUUGGAACCUUCAGCCUUUAAGAACCAGUCACCUCAAGAUCUCAACAUCAUGAUCUCAGUUUCAACACAAUUGUUCCUAGUCCUCUUUUCAUUGCUUCUGGUGCUGCCUGUUGUUGAAGCAGUAGAAGCCGGAGAUGCAAUCGCUCUCUUGUUAGGUAUGGUUCUCAGCAUUACAGGCAUUUGUGCUUGUUUGGGGGUAUAUGCACGAAAGAGAAAUGGACAGAUGUGACUUUGAAGGGCCUCCUGAAUCAAACCUUGCCCUGGAAACUUUUGUGCUAUUGAGGUUCAGAACUGAGUUUUGGUGUCUGAAAGUUCUCAAGAAACAGUAAAUAGGGUAGCUUCAUAGUCUUGGUUAUUUCCCUAUAAAUAGGAACAAACUGAUAUAUUAUGUUAAAUGGAAAACAAAACUUUUUUUCACGACAAAUAAUGCACUGAAAAAUGCCGUCUGUAAUUUGCAUUUGCUAGUUAGAAAGAAGGUCAAAGAAGUGAGAUGGCUGAACUUUGCAGAAGUAAUAUUUCAUAGUUUCAGAAUUCUCAAUAGGAAGAAGAAAACUCUUGCCCAGAAUCCUAGGAAAUUGCCACUGUUUAGUUAUAAUCACUGCCUCCUGCAUCAUUGAGGAGUCUUUUCUCCAUAUUUUUAAUGCAUUUUUGUUUUGUUAUCUCCCAAGUUAAUAUUGUACCUAGAUAAUAAAUACAGUUGGUCAAAAAUUAAAACUU